Cyclocybe aegerita is the source of this 924-nucleotide messenger RNA. Lineage: Eukaryota; Fungi; Basidiomycota; Agaricomycetes; Agaricales; Hemipholiotaceae. The record is from the annotation of a GenBank genome assembly.
AUGGGCAUACCGUUAACGGUUCCUCAGGACCUCUUAGGCAGCGACACCGACGCCCGGCCAGUCAACUGGGAUGCCGUGCAUGCUUUCUUCGCGUUGAACCUAAUAUCCGGGUUCGGCCUGGUCAUUGUGCUCCUCACAGCAAUAUUCAGCAGCAAAGUGAAGCGAAUGCCAACAUGGUACAACUUCUGCGCCUCCUGGGUGCUUUCGUGCUUCUCCUACUCCCUCCUGUUCUUCGCGCGACAACAUAAGCUUCCCCAUCCGAAUUUCCAGCUAUGUUAUAUCCAGACCGGGCUCAUCUACGCCCUCCCUCCGACGACGAGCUGUACAACCCUCGCGCUCCUCGUACAGCUACUUAUGAGUUUUCCGGAGUCGAAGUCGCAAAUGCCUACGAAGACGUCUAUACGAACAUCAUGUCUGCUCCUCAUCGGUCCAUACACAAUUUUCAUUGUCCUUUUUAUUGGCGUUGCAUUAUAUACCAGCCAAGAUCCUAUCUCAUUACUGAAUGACCGUCGCACGUACUGUCAUUCCAGCAAUAGUUCCUGGUCCCGUAUCGCAUAUGCGGUUGUCGCUACCGUGUCGGUCGCGAGCGUGCUCGUUCAGUCCAACCUUGCCCUCCGUCUAUAUAUGAACCCGCAGAUUAUGCGGCAGAACUCGCACUCGGUUGCCACGAUGCUUCGGGUUCUUGUUUUCGCCCUUCUUGGUGUCGUAAUGGCCAUUGUGGCAAUCGUAUUCGCCAUCACAGGCGAGCAGGACCUCCCUCUCGAUAUCGUUCUUUCUAUCAUUCCAUUCCUUGCCCUCCUAGUAUUCGGAACUCAAAAGGACUUGAUUCAGGCUUGGCUUUUCUGGAAACAGCCUCAUUCUAGAGCAGAAGAACGCGAGUCCCGGAUUUUUGGUCCUCGGGAGUCGCAAGUGGUCAAUGUGUAA